AUGUCUUUCGAAAGCGUCAUGCCACCAUACAACUCCUCCGAUCCGACCGCUACAUUCCUCAGCUCUUCGAGUCUCGAUUUCCUCCUCAUUGAGCUGGUCCCCCUUGCCUACCGCGUCACAACCGAACAGUACCCAUCAGCAACAACGGCAAGUGGCGCGGCGGAAACUCGGUCGACCACAGCAAACACUGUUACAGUGACUUCACCGAGUCGCGCCAAUGACGAUGAGCCGACCGACGCUGUUCGCCAUAAGCUCGAAACAACAGGGUACCGCGUAGGGCAAGGGCUUGUGGAAAGAUUCUCCAAAGACAGGCCGCGCUUCAAUGAUACCUUGGAUGUCAUCAAGUUUCUAUGUAAAGAUCUCUGGUCUCUUGUUUUUGGGAAGAAUAUCGACAAUCUGAAAACGAACCACCGGGGCGUAUACGUCUUGACGGACAGCGUCUUUCGACCCUUCUCUCGCAUGAGUACAGAAGCCGGAGGCCAGGCCAUAGUGCGGGCCCAGCCAUAUCUCUGGUUCCCGUGUGGUAUUGUCAAAGGCGCACUUGCUGCCCUGGGCAUCGACGCUACUGUCCAAGCUGAAGUCCAUGAACUACCGGGUGCUAUCUUUCAAAUCAAAACGGACCAGUCCAAGCCAUAA
Emericellopsis atlantica is the source of this 636-nucleotide messenger RNA. RefSeq names its product transport protein particle component. The transcript has 4 exons. Lineage: Eukaryota; Fungi; Ascomycota; Sordariomycetes; Hypocreales; Bionectriaceae. Gene Ontology annotation, biological process: endoplasmic reticulum to Golgi vesicle-mediated transport; regulation of GTPase activity. Gene Ontology annotation, cellular component: cis-Golgi network; trans-Golgi network; TRAPP complex. The record is from RefSeq and is a predicted model, not a curated record. The coding region runs from base 1 to 636 and encodes 211 amino acids.